CACCUACAAAGAAUAAAAGGAGAAACGUCUGUCAAAUAUUUGAUGAGAAAUUAAUAGAUCGUACGUGGCUUCAGAUCUACAAUUAUACUAUGCAGGCAUGUUUUGGGGUGUUAAUAAAGUUAUUGUAUUUUGGCAAUGGCUAGUUUUGCGAAGAUAUAUAAAUACUCCACGACUCGCAGAGUCGCCGUGCCUACUUCUCCGACGCAGCCACUCAGUACGAUUCCAGCACAGGCAAAUACGAACUCGACAUCGCAUCCACCGGCGGCGAAUGAAUUGCCCGAUUCAUCGAUCUCGUCCAGGCAGAUAGCCUCUCCGCCCUCGACAAUGUCACCUACGACACGAUGGUCGAAUUGAUGACCCUUGGCUGGCAGCGCUGCGAAGACGUCCUCCGAACCAUCUGGCCCGAUCUCACCAGAUUCCAGUCCACCGGUGGUAAAAUCCUCGCGUUCCACGGUGAAUCCGACCCCAGAAUCCCCACUGCCUCAUCGGUGCACUAUCACGAAUCCGUCCGUAACAUCAUGUACUCCAACAUGACAUACAACCAGAGCACCGCAGCAAUGGGCGACUGGUACCGUCUCUUCCUCCGCCCGGGUGCCGCGCACUGCGCUACAAAUGACCUCCAGCCCAACGGGCCAUUCCCGCAGACGAACAUCCAGGUCUUGAUUGAUUGGGUCGAGAAGGCGACUGUUCUUGCGACGCUGAAUGCUACACAUCUGGGGUGACUAUGAGGAUCAGAAUGCGCAGUUGUGUACUUGGCCGCUUCGUCCUUUGUGGGUUAACAAUGGCGAGCAUAUGAAGUGUGUGUAUGACCAGGCUUCGAUUGAUACUUGGAAGUUCACCUUUGAUGCGUAUGACAUGCCUUUGUACUAGAUAGUGGCGUUGGGGAUGCUGUGAUAGCUCAUGGCUG
Molecule: messenger RNA, 907 nt
Organism: Aspergillus wentii DTO 134E9
Lineage: Eukaryota; Fungi; Ascomycota; Eurotiomycetes; Eurotiales; Aspergillaceae
Exons: 2
Coding region: 342-722 (126 amino acids)
Source: RefSeq, a predicted model, not a curated record